Molecule: messenger RNA, 1275 nt
Organism: Mucor velutinosus
Lineage: Eukaryota; Fungi; Mucoromycota; Mucoromycetes; Mucorales; Mucoraceae
Product: pyruvate dehydrogenase complex dihydrolipoamide acetyltransferase component (E2)
Exons: 7
Coding region: 1-1275 (424 amino acids)
Cellular component (GO): cytoplasm
Molecular function (GO): GTP binding; ATP hydrolysis activity; ATP binding
Source: RefSeq, a predicted model, not a curated record
AUGCUAAAUAUCACAAGAAAGAUCCCUUGCUUCAUUCGCUGCAAAAGUUUCUCUACUAGCAGUUCCGUCUAUGCGAAAAAGAAGGCCAGUAAAAAAGAUGCGCCUACUGAGAAGGUUCUGCUGGGAAGACCUUCCAAUAAUCUGUCAAUGGGUGUCGUUGGUUUGCCCAACAUUGGUAAAUCAUCUCUGUUCAAUGCUUUGACAAACAGCAGUGUUCCUGCAGAAAACUACCCAUUUUGCACCAUUGAUCCAUCUGAAGCUCGAGUUCAAGUGCCUGAUGACAGGUUUGAUUGGCUAGUAGAUACCUAUAAACCAGAUAGGAUCACACCUGCCCAUUUGACCGUUGUGGAUAUCGCUGGCCUUGUGCGAGGUGCGUCGCAAGGUGCUGGCCUCGGCAAUGCAUUUCUAUCCAACGUAGCAUCAGUGGAUGCCAUCUAUCAUCUUGUCCGAACCUUUGAAAACGACGAUGUCACGCAUGUAGAAAACACAAUCAAUCCUGUGCGAGAUUUAGAGAUUAUCCAGAACGAGCUUCGUAUAAAGGACGAGGAAAUGUUGGAGCGUCAAUUGAUCGAGUUGGCAAAAUUAGCCAAAUUCCCUGAUUCAAAGCGAUUACCAGGAACAAUGUCGAAGAAGGAGGAAUUGACCAUUGUGGAGAAACUAGCUGAAUUUAUGGCUCAGGGUAGAGAUGUUAGAAAAGGAGACUGGAACAACAAUGAAGUCAAUACAAUCAAUAGCCUACAUUUGCUGACAGCCAAGCCUAUGAUCUAUCUCUGCAAUUCCAGUGAAGAGGACUUUAUAAAUGGCAAUCAGAGCAAGCAUCUCCCAGACAUCCAGAGAUGGGUAGACGAAAACAACAAGGGCGAUCUGAUUAUCCCUCUUUCAGUAUCAGUAGAAUCCAAACUGGCUGACAUGUCAAAGGAGGAGGCCGAGGCUUAUUUGAACGACAACGGCAUUCAGUCUCAAUUGCCUCGAGUUAUCUUGGCUGGCUACAAAGCACUUGAUUUGAUCCACUAUUUCACAUGCGGCAAGCAAGAAGUGAGGGCAUGGACCGUUAGAAACAAUGCAAAAGCCCCUCAAGCAGCUGGCGUCAUUCACACUGAUUUCGAAAGAGGCUUCAUUUCUGCCGAGAUUAUAAAAUACCAAGAUUUGAAAGAGCUUGGAUCAGAAAGCGCAGUAAAAGCAGCUGGUAAAUUCCUGCAGAAGGGCAAAGAAUAUGUCAUGGAGGAUGGCGACAUUGCACAUUUCAAGUUUAAUGUGACCAACAAGAAAAAGUAG